Actinia tenebrosa (Australian red waratah sea anemone) is the source of this 2346-nucleotide messenger RNA. RefSeq lists its product as uncharacterized. The record is from RefSeq and is a predicted model, not a curated record. Lineage: Eukaryota; Metazoa; Cnidaria; Anthozoa; Actiniaria; Actiniidae.
GUAUAUCAAGCAACUUAUGCAGCUGCAAAUUGAAAGACUCAGAAAAACUUCUGUGUCUUGAACGGGAUUUGAACCCGUGCCCGUGCAUAUUCCUUGCACAAAAAGUUGUUCUUGCCUUUUGUAUAGUCUAGGCUUUUGAAGGCUUCGUUUUCAAUAAUUAAUGCUCGAAUUGAAUUAUGAAAUCAAGAAUCCAAAGAUGACAAUAACUAAAAUCCAACCAUUUGUUCGGAGGCGUCGGUACGUCCGUGUCGCCUACUCACUUCAGUCGCGAAAUUUGAUUGGUCGCGAGAAAGGAAACGUCAGUUUGAUGACAUGGAAAAGCCACGCACGGAGUAUAGCUACGACAAUCCUCGAUAGCAAUAGAAUGGAGAACAACAGCCGUUUGUUUCGUAGUUAUUCAGCUGAAAUGGACUUCCAAUAACAGUUUUAGAAGCAGAGUCAGCUCCUUCUACUGUUACAGACCUCACCGCUGACAAACAAAAUGAAACCGAAGACAUGCGAGGCAUGCGCAUCUAAGAGACGCUACAGCAGCAAUGAGGAAACUGCUAGUAGUAACGAUGAAAACAAUGGAAAACCUCGAGUCAACAAGAAACCCAUCGAGAAGAAAAUAAGAGAGCGUACCAGUCCCCCGACCACUGAUAAUGAGCGCGGCAGUUCUAAAAUUACAAAAGAGAAAUCAGGUCCAGCCUCUGAUGCUGCCCAGAAGCUUGUAUCAUCAGCAGAAAUCGAUAAGAUUGUAUCUGAUACUGUGAGUGUUUCUAUAAAACAAAGAGAGGAGGAGCCCCUGGGUGAAAGAACCGACCGAGAAUCUUCUGAUAAGAACGACAAGAGCGUUGAAAUCGUCGUUGAGGAAGCUAUCAAAGAGCGUGCUGCUGAGGAAGAUAUGCAAAAUACUGGCUUGAACAGAAAGGACGAUGCAGUAGUUGUGGGUUCGAGGUCGUUGAAAGAUGAAAUCAAAGAAAUUGAGCAAAUGUGGGCGACAAUCGAAGGCAAGCGAAGCAUUUCUGUUGGCAGCAAAGGUCCAAGAGAUUCGUUUCUGUACGACUUCCUUGGAGAAGAGGUAGAUAGAGAUGAAGCAGAGGCCCUGGAAGCCCUGAAUUUCUAUUGGUUAAACACAGUUGCUAAAAGCGCUGCAAAACCGAGGACAGAUAUACCAGAAGAGCACAAGGACUUUUACAACAAGUACUGCAACGGUACGAGGGAGCUGACUGCCGAGUCGGCGAUGAAAUUGAUGAGUCUUCCACAUGUCGUUACCGUCAACCUCAAGUCCAAUGCCAAGAUAGAGGUAGUCGUAUCAGACAUAUUCCUUGCCUUACAAGACUCACCUGAACUACGACAUGAAGAUUUUGAGGUGGUGGAGRCCAUGGGGAUGCAUUUGUUUUAAACACCAGACCCAUCCAGUCGACUCUCGUUACAGCGGACACCCACGGGGCUGUUACUCGGUGUCUGUAACAAGGGUUGAGCUCAUUUAUAGCUAGAUAGUCCUGGACCCGGUUAUACGAAGGGUGAAUAGCGCUAUCCGACGGAUAAUUCCUUAACCAUAGGAUAAGUAUAUGCUGUUGUUCAAUAAAUUUAUCAAUGGGAUAACAUGUAUCCGCCGGAUAUAUAUAGCGCUAUUCACUUUUCGUACGACCGGGCCCUGCUUUAGAAAACCACAAGACACAACCCACAACCCACUUUUGUCAAGUGUUAAAUGAAAUACAAUUACUAAUAAUCGUCAAUAAGCCCCCCCCCCCCUCCACACCCUUCCUGCCAUGCCCUUAAGGCAUUAUACUCUGACAACAUUGUAGCAUGGGAUCGGUUUCACUGAUCCACAUGGAACUAGGCAAUAAGCCUGAAGCGAGAUGACGUUUUACCCCCGUCUCUAGACCAUAAUCCUUUUCACACUGCUUUUGUUCUUUAAUUAUGACUAUUGUUCCUGUAUUCUCUAAGGAAUCAAAAAUUUUAAUAUGAAAGAAUUUUAAAAACUAUUAUGGUAUAGAGUCGGGGGUAAAACGUCAUCUCGCUUCAGGCUUAUUGGCAACGCAUGGUAACUGACUGUUCAGGUUUCUUACAACCCAUAGAGCUUUGCAUCAGAUUUGAGGGGCACUUUGCAUAAACGCAAUAAUUUUCAUGUGCAGUGAAGGAUAACAAGCUAUUGUACUUAUGUAAAGUGCAUGCCCCUCAAACUGUCGAGAAUAAAGGUGCUGACACUCGAUGCAACAUCGCACGCAACAGGACUUUUGUAGCCUGUGUCUACCCCAAACUUGGUGCACACAACGUUGCAUGCAACAAAUCUGAAGAACAUAGCGCGCAACAAAUUUCAUCACAUGAACAUGGCUGCAACAUUACCUGCAACAUUUUGAA